Molecule: messenger RNA, 5942 nt
Organism: Culex pipiens pallens (northern house mosquito)
Lineage: Eukaryota; Metazoa; Arthropoda; Insecta; Diptera; Culicidae
Gene: Neurl4
Product: neuralized-like protein 4
Exons: 5
Coding region: 90-5132 (1680 amino acids)
Source: RefSeq, a predicted model, not a curated record
UUCACUUCAAACCUGCCAGACUUGCAUCGAACAACAAACCCUCUUGUUCUGCUGUGCUGUGAAUCGGAUUGUCGCGCCGGAACCGGGAGAUGUCGUCGUUCCACCGACGGUGCGGCAAGCGCAUCACGCUGGCCAACAACAACCGGACGGCGAUGCGGAACAUUAGCGAGUUCAACCACGGGCUGGUGCUUAGUUCGGAACCGCUCAAGGAUGACGUCCUGUUCGAGGUGCGGAUCGAUGAGAAGAUUCACGCCUGGAGUGGUAGUAUCGAGAUUGGCGUGACGACGGUGAAUCCGGAGACGACGGAGCUGCCACCGUGUGCGACCAAGCUGAGGAAUGGAACGUGGGUGAUGUCGGGGAUUUCGGUGCUGAAGGAUGGUCUCUCGCUGAUGGAGUAUUAUGGGUCCGAUCUGGACAAGCUGGGGGAGGGUGAUCGGGUUGGGGUUGUGAGGACGGCGCAGGGGGAGUUGAUUUUCUUUGUGAACGGAGAUUCGCAGGGCGUUUCGGCGGUGGACAUUCCGAAGAACGUGUAUGCGUUGGUGAACCUUUAUGGGAAGUGCGUCCAGGUUUCGAUUUGUCCGUCGGACAGCUUGGAGUAUGGUAACGAGAGUACACAGAUUUCGCAGAACAUCGACAUUGCCAUGUCGGUGGAGAUGUCCGUUAGUGCAACGGCUAACGGGGGAGGUCCUUCCGGGUCUAGUUCCGUACUGGACGCGAUCGAUCCUAGCGAUAAGUUGAGAUUUCAUACGCGCUGUGGAUCGUUGGUGAAGUUGAGCGCAAAUUGUAGAACUGCCGAAAGGCGACGACCUCUGGACGAGUUUAACAACGGAGUCGUGAUGACGCAUCGACCGUUGCGGGAUAACGAGCUGUUUGAGAUUCGCAUUGAUCGCCUGGUUGACAAGUGGUCCGGCUCGAUCGAGGUCGGCGUUACGACGCACUGCCCGUCAGCGUUGCAAUUCCCAGCGACUAUGACGAAUCUGCGCAGCGGAACCAUCAUGAUGUCAGGUUGUGGAAUUCUGACCAAUGGAAAGGGCACACGUCGCGAGUACGGUGAGUUCAACCUGGACGAACUGCGCGAAGGUGAUCGCGUAGGAAUGAUGCGAAAGUCGAACGCAAAUCUUCACUACUACAUCAACGGUCGGGAUCAGGGGGUGGCGGCCACUCGGGUUUCCCAGCAGUUGUGGGGUGUCAUUGACCUGUAUGGCAUGACGAUCAAAGUCACGAUCGUUGAUCGAGACGAACGUGAGCAGCAGAACUUGGUCACUCGGCGUAAUAACCUGAUGAGCUUGCCCGUCACCGAGCAGGAGUUGAUCCCGCCAAGUCCGGAAAUAGACCUGAGCCAAUCGGACCGACUGCUGUUCCAUCCAAUGUGCGGAUCGCACGCUUCGGUGACCCACAGUGGUAGAACGGCGUUGAGGCCUAACGCUUCGGACGACUUCAACAACGGCGUCGUGCUCACGCGUAGACAUCUACGUCCAAACGAGAUGUUCCAGGUAAGAUUGGAGCGGGUCGUCACCAAGUGGGCCGGCUCGAUCGAGAUGGGCGUCACAACUCACAGCCCACAGGAGCUGGACUUCCCCUUCACCAUGACAAAUGUCCGUUCCGGUACGUGGAUGAUGACCGGAAAUGGCGUGAUGCAAAACGGCAUGACCGUGAUCGAGCAGUACGGUCAAAAUCUAGACCGCUUGCAGGUUGGAGAUCGCGUCGGUGUCGUUCGCAAGGACGACGGAACGCUGCACUUCUGGGUCAACGGAGUUGACCAAGGCCCGGCUGCUUCCAACGUCCCCGAAAAGGUCUACGGCGUAAUCGACCUGUACGGACAAGCGGCGCAAGCCAGCAUCGUAGACACGUCCGAGUGCGGCACUCCGGACACCGGAAAUUCAACAAUCUCAAACACCACACUCUUCAGCAGUGAACCCAAGCUGAAGUUCCACUCCGUUCACGGAAAGAACGCCCGAAUCUCAAACGGAGGCCUCACCGCAUGUCGUCCCAAAGCCCUAGCAGAGUUCAACGACUCGAUCGUGUUCAGCAAUCGUCCGCUGAGACAACGCGAACUCUUCGAGAUCGUCCUCGAAACGGUCGUAGACCAGUGGAACGGCUCGAUAGAAAUCGGCGUAACCGGAAUCCGGCCGGACGAGCUCAGCCUGCCAAGCACCGCAACCGAUCUCGAACACGACACCAUCAUGAUCUCCGGAACGACCCUGAUGCGCAACGGAGUUACAAUCCGCAACGAUCUCCCGUUCGAUCUGGACACCCUCUCGGCGAGCUCGCGUGUCGGAGUCAUGCGCAACGGCGACAACAUCCACUUCUUCAUCAACGGCGUCGACCAGGGCCCGUACUACGAGUGCAAGGCUCCGAAUCUGUACGCGGUGAUCGACCUGUACGGACAGUGCGCCCAGGUCAGCAUCACCACACCGCUCCCGGACAUUCGAGCUCCUUACGCCAUCAGCGAAAACUCGCAGAGCCUGCAAGCGACCUCCGUUAUUCAACCGGCACUCGAAGCGAAACAUCGCUGGUCGUGCAUCUCCGGCAACGUUACGCUCAUGCAGAACUGGACGUUGGCUUCACGUUGCACCAAUACGGCACUGUCGCACUGUCUGGUCUUUUCCGAGCGACCCCUCGUGGUCGGAGAGACGUUCGAGAUUAAGAUCACCGAGAUCAAUCCGCUGUACGCGGGUAGCUUGAAGGUUGGUGUCACCGACCUCAACCUUUCGGACGAACACGUCCGCAAGAACAUCCCAAUCAGCAUGAAGCGCAUCCCGGCGAACGUUUGGUACGUCAGCGGAAACGAGGUUCGGUACAAUUCUACGCUGCUGCAGAAGUCGCUGGCAUCGCUGGAUUGGCUACGGGUUGGCGAUCGCAUCGCGAUCGAGCUAACCGCUUCGCGCACGCUGAAGAUCCUGCUCAACUCGGAAGACAUGAACAUCAGCUUCCAGAACGUUUCGGAAGACAUUUUCGCCGUGGUUGAACUGCUCGGGUCAACGAUGGCCGCUCAGGUCAUCUCCUCGCAAGGCCCUUCGUCUCCGUUGAGACCGUGCAGCUUGCGCUUGCAGGACUCACUGGAGCUUGGCCUCGAUCCGCUGAACAAGCAGGAUUCCAUGCUGGAAUCCAUCGACUCCGACUCGCUAUCGUUCGAGUUCUCCGAAUGUCACGGCAAGAACAUCCAACUCCUCGACGACAAAAAAUCCGCCGGACGAAUGCAAUCCUACCACCAGGGCGUGGUCUGCCUCUCGAAACCGCUCUGCAAGGGUCACAGCGUAAGCAUCAAGAUCCUGCAGGUCAACCCCAAGUGGAAGGGAACCAUCGCCGUUGGCGCGCUCGGAGUUUGCCCCACCACGCACCAGUUCCCGUUCCCAACGUCCGCCAUCCUGUUCCGACGACCCUGCUGGAUCGCCACCCACGACUACAUCAACAUCAACGGCAACAAAACCCAGUCCAAGUACGCGGAAAUCUUCGAACAGAUCCAACCGGGAACCAUCAUCACGCUAACGCUGACCCACGCCGGUAACCUGGGCAUCACCUUCGGCCAAACCCAGCUCGACGACCUGGCCAUCGGGCUGCCGCACCACAUCUAUCCGGUGUUUGACAUCUACGGCCGUUGCGAGCGGAUCGGGAUCGUUAAUGGGGACGCCAAGGGUGGCAGUCCGAUCAACGAGGAGCUGGCACUACCCGCGGGAGCGGUUCCGCUUGGUGUCGGUGGAGUCGCGGAAGGAUCGUCCGCGCUGGAGGUGGAGAACGUGCCGCAGUGCGAAAAAGCCGAUCUGGAGGUGCACGAGAAGGAAACGGACGUGGCGGGUGCCUCGAACCCGGGAACGUCGUCUUCGAUGAGCCGCUCCGUAAUGGACAGCGUGUCCGAGAAUCUGCUGAUGAACAUUUCCAUCAAGAAUCGAACCGCCAACGAGGCCAGGAAUCAGGAUUUAUCCAACUCGUGCUGCCUCCGCGACUCGCUCCAGCUGCAACAUUCCACGAAUCUCAACAUCCAGCGAAGCCAGAGCACGCAUCGCUUCAACGCGCUGCAGGGCAGCUUCGACAGCAACCGCGGCGAGCUGUCCCAGUCGGUCAACUUUGACGAGGGCUUCGAAGACUACCGCAGCACGACUGGAGCGGCAGCCACUUCUGCGGCUGCCGUAACGGCGGCAGCUUCCGGUGCAGCUGGCCAGGCGAACCAGGAGAGCAACACCGAUCCCAACUAUCUGGAGGACGUGGACAGCAACAUUGAUUUCAGCAUUCAACUGAACGAGUCCGAGCCGGAAGAGGACAGCAACACAAUCGCCAACAAUCGGGCAAAGCUGGGGUUGCCGCUGCAGAACAGCUGCUCGACGGCUCCGGAACAUCAACCUCCGGCGGAGUCGUCAGCAGUGGCAUCUACAACUACCACGGGAACUUCCACCGGUCGUCGCGCCAACGUGGUCGAGUUCGCCGAGGAUCCGGUCGUACGGCUGUCCCGCGCCAACUCGAUCUCGUCGGCCGCUUCGGUGCUGAGCGUGGCCGAGAACAAGGACUGCGACUACCUGAAGCUGGUGAUGGGCUUCAAGCGGACGCUGAUGCUGCCGGACGUGUUCUUCGCCGGGGACAGCUUCGGGUGCUUCUGCGAGGGUUGCGCUCCUUCGCUGCAGGGCACGAUGGUCAGCGGGUGGGUGCGGUUCAAGAUCAACCAGCAAACGCUGAACAGUUCCUGCGAUGGCCGGAUGACUGGGGACGAUUCUGUUUGGACUACGGCGUACUACAACGCGCGGGUGGAGAAGAUACGGUCGGUGCUGGAUCACGGUCAACCGUUGCCGAUUGAAUCGUGCCAAUUCCUGCCGGAAGGUACCACAGUCGGGGACAACUUUGUACCCGGCACGCACAUCUUGCUGCAGUCGCAGCCGGACUCGAGCGAGCGUUCGCAGCGUUCGUCGUUCCACCGGUACAUGGCCAGCGGAGUGUGCUAUCGGAUUUGCGCCACCUUUGAGGUUCGCGUGAGGUCGCAGGCGCUGUCCAGCAUUGAGUUUCCGGAUGCGGCCGGCAGUGGUGUAGGAGAGGGCGGGUCAAGCACUUCCGGUGCCGGAAGUGCUGGGCUGCGUCAUUGGACGACGAAGGAGGCGGACGCUUGCGUACUGACUGCAUUGAUGGUGCUGCUGGCACCGGCUUAAGACGAGAGACUGCAUUUGAAUGUAUUUAAAGUAUUGUAUUGACUGUUUAAGAUAUAUGUGUAAUUCCGUACUGACAAUUGUGUUCUAACAAUUUUCUUCGCUUAUUGUCACUCUCCGCAAACGUCAAACCAUCCAAAUUUGUUGCUGGAUCUCUUCCGGAAGAGAUACUGGAAUCUUUUUCUUAGAAUGUAUUCUCUUUCUCUAAGCAUUUCCAAGCCGUUUCUGCACCAACUCCGUGUCUGACCGGAAGGCCUUUGUUUGAGAUCUGAUUUUCACUUGAUAAAGAGACGCUGUUUUGAGCCGUUCCUAACCUGGGAAACAGAAGCAGGUCCAAAAAUAUCCGGAAUCCGUAAUAAAGCAAUUUUCUUACAACAGCUGCCAAAUGACGUGAUUUUGUUGGCAUUUCAUUUUCCAUCUGUUCCUUCAGUCGUUAAACGACUUUCGAUGCUGUCAGUUGUUUUAUGAAUGUCAACAAACACGUUAAAGUUAGAAAAGCAAAUUUGGAAUACAUUUCGAGCUGCAGCAAGUGAUUAAAAAUGGGACUUUCUCACAAAUAAUUACUCUCGCUUGGCGUUUUCUUUCCUGGAACAUUGUGAACUGUGUCUUUUUCGUUUAUUUUAUUAUUUUCUGGUUAUUAUCAGUAGAUUUUGAGAAUGAAAUGAAACUUGUCGCGCUCGGUCAGUACACUAUUCGAAUAUUAUCGAUUAAAAAAACAAUAAUAAAUUAUUCCAAAAAGAAGGAAGCUAAAGCACACACACGUAUAUAUAAAGAAUAGAAUCAACUAUAAAUAAAGAGAAAUAUCGCAGAAUA